UUUCGAACUUUGAGAGCUUCGAGUUGUGGAAUCUUCUCCUAAGUACUCGUACUUUGUCCCACACUUCUUGCUAUGCUCUCCAAGACCCUUUCCUGCUAUCUUUGGGGGUCCCUGGUCCUGGAUUAGAACAGUUGGCAACUCGAUCCUCCCACACGCAGGGGAAAGAAUUGGAGGGGUCCGCCCUGUGAUGUCACUCCCCCCGCCACACACACACCCUGUCCCCUUCCUCCACCACCACCACCCCCCAGCCAGUUGCAUUUAGUUCACAGGGCUAGGGCUACGACUUGCAAGAGUUUAGGAAGCUACGAACAGUGUGGCCCUGGGGGUGCCCACGCUCGACACCCAUCCCAACGUCUGAACCUCUGGGCUAGGAUGCUGCUGGGGAUAUAGGAAAGCACUUCCACCCGUUCCUCUCCUGAGCCCUGGCAGGGUGGUUUCUUAACCCUUCAAGACAUGCAUGGAUAGAUGAGAGGAGCCAACACUAGCCUUCCACUCUGUGACCACCUCUUCAACCAUGGAGAAAGCCUUGCUGCCCCUGACUGUGACAUCUGACCCCAGGCUCUUUAAUCAACAACUCCCAGAGCCUCCAGACCUAAGAUGUGUCUUGAAACCCCAGCACAAUCCUGAACUAGCACCUGCUCUGGUGUGUGCCCUUUGCUGCUGCUUUGGAAUCAUCUACUGCUGUUUUGGCUACCGCUGCUUUAAGGCAGUGAUGUUUCUCUCCGGCCUGCUGUCAGGAGCUCUGGUGAUCUUCCUGCUGUGCCACAAGGAGCAGGUGUUGGAGACACAGCUAAGCCUGGAGGUGAGCGCAGGCAUCGCACUGGGCAUCGGACUCCUCUGCGGCCUGGUCACCAUGCUAGUUCGCAGUGUCGGGCUCUUCCUGACUGGUCUACUAUUAGGUCUGACCCUGGGUGCUGGGGCCCUGCUGAUCACUGAGCCCAUCUACCAGCCACCAUCAGCCUGGGUGCCAGCCGGGGGGCUGGUGGGGCUGGCAUUACUGGGAGCUCUGCUCACGCUUCGGUGGCCACGUCCAUUCACAGUUCUGGGCACAGCCUUGCUGGGUGCUGCAGUGCUGGUGGCCUGUGCUGACUACUUCCUGGAGGGGCUGGCACUGGGCAGUCGGUUGGGCCAACGUCUGCAGGCACUUCCAGCCUUGUCUCCUCUCUGCUGGUAUAGCUGGGUCUUACUGGGCACCUGGCCAGCCUUGGGGGCUCUUGGGGCCCUGGCCCAGUGGAAGCUCAUGGUUGAGGAACAUGGAGGCCACGCCAACGCAGUGGUCUUGAGCCACCAACGAAGGCAUCUCCAACUUCUUCGGAUCCAUCAUCAGCAAGAGGCCAAGUGGCACCGGACUCCCUCUGGGGUGGGACCCUGUGAGGGCAGCUAUCGGCGCCAGCUGCCUGCCAAUACCCGGAGCCCUGCUGACAGUCUGGCUCCAAGUUAUCUCCAGAGUCUUCGAGAGCACCAACUGGGACCAAGCAUCCAAGUCACAGCCCCCCAUACCAUUCUGGACCUGGAUUCUGACUGUGGUUCCACUAUCCCCCUAACCACACCCUCUGGUCCCAUCCAAACCUGAGCCUAACCCUCUGCUGAUGCCCCUGCCCCUACUGUGGGCCCACAGAACCUACACACAAACUUCCCCACCUCUUGGAUUUGGGGAUAGGAUUUGUGCUCCAGUCCAGACUUGUAGGAAUAUAUUUCAGGGACAGACACAGGAAUCUCAUGGAGAGGGAAGAAGAACAGAAGUAGAGUACCUACCUCUGACCCAUAAUAGAGGUACUAUGGUCCCUAGAGAUACUGACUCCCUAGUUCCCUCCAAACUAAGGAGAGCCAUUACGCAAAUAGCCUUUUAAAUACCUGUUUCAGGGUGCCUCAAAAUAAGGGGCUUUGUUUUUGUAGGACCUAUAGAAAAUCAGGGAGCCUCCUAAAGCAUUUGCUAGCUUUUUAAUAAAGAGAGUGACACAGAAGAGUUCCAGGAUCCCCCAGUCCCCAACCCCCUCUUUAAGGGGUAAUUGGGUUUCUGAUAGACUUUGCCCCCAUAGACUAAACCCCCUUCUCCUACCUCAGUGGGGAGCAUGAUCCCCCAUCUCUCAAUCUGGGAAGACUACAGCACCUGCCUCAGUACCAGCCUCCCCAAAAGCUGGCUUCUUGCUCCAAGAAGAGAGCAUUGCCCUCAUCACAGAGUCCUGCCCUUUUGCCCAAAGGAGCCUGGUCUUCAUGGCUGCAUGGGAGACAAGUGCCUUUCCCGCCUCACUGUGGAUGAUACUAAUUUCCUCUUUAAACAGAAUUUUGUACCAGUCACUAACCCUUUCUAACCCUCCCUGCUCUCACUCUCCUAUCCAAGGUCUGUUCCCUGGUUUCCCAGAUAGCAUGAAGACAUAGCCCUCCCCUAGGCAGAAGGCUAUAUGAUGGGAGGGAGCAAGAACAUGGGAACAUGUGAAUAAAAUGGCAUUGAAAACUGAACCAGGGUAACUGGCCUCUACUG
This is a messenger RNA of Sciurus carolinensis (gray squirrel), 2482 nucleotides long. RefSeq names its product transmembrane protein 198-like. The transcript is spliced from 5 exons. The record is from RefSeq and is a predicted model, not a curated record. The coding region runs from base 515 to 1573 and encodes 352 amino acids. Gene Ontology annotation, cellular component: vesicle membrane; plasma membrane. NCBI's taxonomy places the organism in Eukaryota, Metazoa, Chordata, Mammalia, Rodentia, Sciuridae.